CAUCACUCCACCCCUAUAACCUUUCUGGUACUAGGCUCCCUAGUUCCUUGGCGCCUGUCCCCUUCCUCUGUAUCUGGCUCUCUGGGCUCCAGUCCUGCAGCCUUCCAGACUUCUUGGGCCUGCACUUCUCCUUCGGAUGGCUCUCAUGACUCUUCCCCCUGCAUUCCUAAUCUCUGCAGCUCCUGUGAAUCCUGUCAGCAUGAAAACUCUCUGCUAAUGCUGGAAAUGAGGAACAGUAGCAAUCUACAAAGAACAGACUCGUCGGAAUCUACUGAUUCAGGCUACUGUCUGGAUUCUCUCGAUCCUUUGAACUCGGACAUUGAGGAAAACUUUGAGAAAACAGUUAUAGAAUCUAGCAGACUUACAAAUGUUCAGCUGCCCAUCAGAAGAAUACGUUCUCUCCCGCAGAAGCUGCUGGGGUCUAGUCCUGCUCUGAAGAGGAGCAACUCCGAUUCAUUGGAUUGUGAUGUUUUUCACCUCAUUGAACCAGAUGACAACAAAGAGAAUGAGUCUUUUGAGUUUAAGAAGCCAACCAGGCCCGCUUCUCGUAGUUGUCUGCGUGUCCGUUCCUUUGAGGAUGGAAAAGAUGUUUUUGGGCAACGGCAGAACUCUGCCCCGGCUCGGAUGUUUCCCACUGGUGAAGCCCCUGAAGGCGACCUGGAAAACUAUAGGCCUGCUUUGAUGCAGCAGUCAUCUCUAACGUCCAGUGAGACUGAGGAAGAAGAUGAUGGGUUCCUAGAUAUAUUGGAUGGUGAGGACUUGAAGAACAAUGAAGAGAUGCCAUCUGGUGUGGCGAGCCUUUGGACUGCUCCCCUGGUCAUGAGAAAAGCAGACAACUACAUGAAAAGGUGCAGAUUGUUUGGGUCACCAUCUCUGCCUAAUGGUGUGGCUAGGACUGCCCUGAAAAGAAUGGAAAGGUCCCAAGAAGAGACCUCUUCAGAAAACAGCAAAAGGAGAAAAAAUGUGCCUGGAACACCUUCUGAAGAAGCAACGAAUCUAAAAUUAAUGAGGACUCAGUCAUCCUCCGAGAUCGAGAGCAUUUUGGACAGUGACCAAAGGAAUCUUAUUGGUGACUUCUCAAAGGGUUACCUUUUCCACACUGUAGAUGGGAAACAUCAAGACUUAAAAUAUAUUGACUCAGAAAUGAUUGUAUCUGUGCUGACUGGGAAGUUUGCAAGCUUCAUUAAGGAGUGUGUGAUAAUUGACUGCAGAUAUCCAUAUGAAUAUGAGGGAGGCCAUAUCAAGGGUGCUGUAAACCUCCACAUGGAAGAGGAUGUGGAGGAUUACCUGUUGAAGAAGCCUAUCCUGGCAUCAGAGAACAAACGAGUAAUAAUAGUAUUCCACUGUGAGUUCUCCUCAGAGCGGGGUCCCCGAAUGUGCCGGUUUGUGAGAGAGAGAGACAGACUGGGGAACGAGUACCCCAACCUGCAUUACCCAGAGCUCUAUGUACUAAAGGGAGGCUAUAAGGACUUCUUCUUAAGAUGCAGAAAUUAUUGUGAACCCCAGAGCUACCGUCCUAUGCACCAUGAGGACUUCAAGGAAGACUUGAAAAGGUUCCGCACAAAAAGUAGAACAUGGGCGGGUGAGAAGAGCAAAAGAGAACUGUACAGUCGCCUGAAGAAGCUCUAAGGACUGUAUUCGUGAGCAGGAGAAGACUGUGUAGGAAAACUGAAGUUCUAGGGGGGAAGCGUGUAUCUGUCUGUUCCUUAGUCCUGACUAUUGUGCACCAGCUCGCUCCAUGGACAUCUUUGCAUUUGUCUUGCUGGAAGUGAUCAGAGAAACAACAUGGAAUGCUUGUAUUCACCAUGUUGCCCUAAUGAUCGACAGGCUGACUGCAAAGAUGAGACUUUUCUGUAUGCCUUUCUCAAGAUGGUUAGUGGAAAUGGCUUUUCUUCUAUGGCGCACACAGGAACAGCUACCCAACAGCUGUUCUAUAGGUGGGAUGGCUUGAGCUGGUGUAUGCCAUGUAAGUGUUAAUAUUGAGAUGAUUUUAGUGCCUGUUUUAAAACUAUGCCUUAUUUUAUUAUUUAAGUACAGUCGAAUGAAGCUAAUACCACUGCAGUUGAGUCAUCUGGAUUGCACUGAGACCUCGUUCUGCUAAUAGCCAACCUACCAUGGGGUUCUCGAGUCUUUCCUUUCGACUGCAGCUCUGUUCUUUUUGUUGUUGUUGGCAGUAUAACACCAAGUGAAGUGAAACAGAAAAUGGUGCUUCCUUAGGAGGCUUUUCAUACAACUAGAAUGCAGCACCUCCCGGAAGCCUACUGACAGUAUAAAGUGAAAGUGCUCAUUGUGCAGAUAUCAUGUUUUAAUUUAUUGUGUGGUCUAGGUUGCUUUAUUUUUUUAUUUUAGCUUCAGGAAUUUCUCCUUGGCUGUUUCAUUAGAUCUAAAGAAACCAUUUCAAACUGGGCAGGAUUACUGUCCAGUUCCUGUAAGCCAGAGAACAGGUUGCUUUUGGUGAACUCUGAAAUGCCAGGUGGCAAACCUGAUUAUGUGUUUAGCAUUGCCAAAUCUAGUAGUGAUGGAGCAGCAUGUUGCUGCUCCUUCCAUUUCUAGGUGGUAUCAUGGUUUACGUCUGGAAGAGAACCUGGCUAUGUGGAAUCAUGCUUCUCCCAUCACUUGCAAGUUGAUUUGCUUUUCAGUGAAACUUCAGCCGCCUCCCACUGUGCAUCCGUUCUAAACCUGCUUCAGCAGCUGUGGAUUUUUAACUUCAGAGGUUUGCAACUAGCUUGUUGGACAAGUCAAGAAAGAAGCCCACAGCCAAUGAGCUUUUAACAUCAGUAGAUAGCGGAUAAGAGGAACAUCUUUCAAAGGCCAACUUUGUGAUCUCCAGUUAAACAGCUAAAUCCAAGAAAUUAGCUACCCAAAGCAGUCUGAGGAGCCCAUGGCAAGAGAUUGGGCCAAUGUUAAACUUUGUUCUAGUUGCUACUUUGGCAACAUGAAAAGCAUAUCUAGCAAAUGCUGAAGCAGUCUAAUGACUUUGCAUGUGAUCUGCCUCUUGCUUUAAGCACAAUGAGAUUGUAGUGCCUAGUUUGGCAGUGGCUCCACUUCCCCAUGUACCAACAUAUCAAUGAAACCACCACUAAGAAAGCAGCCUGCCUUUCCAUAGAUUCUCAAAGACUCUAUCUUAGCAAAAAUCCAAAGUAUUUCAUGUGGCUUGACUUGAGACCUUCAGGUCACGUUACAGAAAGGGUGAGAAGUUUUCUGCUGUUUUAUUUUGUUUUUAAGUUUCCCGUUUCCUGUUCAAGUUUUAUUCCUUUGGGUUUCAAAAACAUUAUGUAACACUUUUAUUUUUAUUUUAAAAAAAAGUUAAGUCUUUUAUGGGUGGAUUACGGAGUGUUAAAUCAGUGCUGAUGAUUACCACACUUAUAAUCAAAAACAGGAGUGAAGUUGUAUUCCACAUUCUUGCAUGGUAUUUUAUAUUAAGAAUUUCUUUCAGAAGCCCAGUGAAAUGACUUAAAUGUAAACUUUCUGAAUUAUGUGUCUGUAUUAAAUCUGGGAAGGGGAAAGCUGUUCUGAAAUCCAGUCGGCAAUCCUCUUGAGUGAAGCCACUUUCUGGUAUAUGAUUACCUUUGCUGUGUGCUCAUGAUCAGUAUGUGCUAAGAAUUGGCAACUUAACAACAUAGUAUAGUAUAGUAUAUCUGACAUACACACACAUUCGCAUAGGACAGCAUGGCAAGCAAUUGUUAUGUAUAUAACUAUUGUGAAGCUGCAAGCCACAUCUGAUAAAAGCAUGUGGGAGACUAAGGAACAUUAUAAUGGGUUUUUUCCCAUUUGAAAGGGAUCAUUCACCUUUGUGCAACAAUAACCAUAAUAGCAAUCUGUGGUUUUACAUUUGUAUUUCCUGAGAAUACCCUCAACUUCCUGGCAUUCAGGAUAUUAAUUGUGUGCUGAGUAACACUGCUGUACCACACUGUUAAUUAGUUGCAGUGUUCGCCUUGAGUUAGAGUUCCAUGUAACCUUGUUGCGGGGGGUGGAAAUACAAAACCUUGUUUUAUACCCGACUUUGUUCUUUUGUAUGCAUCCUGUUUGAGGAUUUUGUGCGAGUGGGAGGGAAGUUGUAAGAUUUGUAUGGUCCUAAGUAGGAUCUGUACUAAAACAGCUUGCAUCUUUAAUAGAUGUUUGCAGGCUGAGGGAAUAAACUAUCUAAAAUCCAA
Molecule: messenger RNA, 4154 nt
Organism: Pelodiscus sinensis (Chinese soft-shelled turtle)
Lineage: Eukaryota; Metazoa; Chordata; Testudines; Trionychidae
Source: RefSeq, a predicted model, not a curated record